AAGGCCACAGCAGUGCGUGCACAUACUUGGCCUGGCUGGGCGCAGACGACGGUGCAAGCGUCGAGAAAUGCAAGCGACAGGCAGUCGUGUCUAGGGCGGACACUUUUGCUUUCGACGGCUCGGAUUGUUACUUCAGCAGGUGCGGAGCUUUCGCCGACAUGAAAUGGACGGACGCCUACGGGGGACAGGAGGUAUACAGCGUUCUUGUUGGCGACUGGGUUCAUGUCGUUUCGGCAGAAGAAGGACACAGCAGUGCGUGCACAUACUUGGCCUGGUUGGGCGCAGGCGACGGCGCGAGCGUCGAGAAGUGCAAGCAGCACGCAAUCGUUUCCGGGGCCGACACAUUCGCUUUCGACGGCGCGGAUUGCUACUUCAGCAGGUGCGGGGCUUUCGCCGACAUGAAGUGGACCGACGCCUACGGGGGACAGGACGUCUACACAGUAUUGACGGGGAGCUUCGAGUUGCUCCUCGGUGCCGAGAGUGAGCACACCAGCGCGUGCGCGUACGUCGGUUUCUUAUUCGGCUCGACGGGGCGAGUGUCGAGAAGUGUGCCCGUCACGCGGUCGUUCUCAGAGCUGACACGUUCGCGUUCGACAAGGAUGUGGACUGCUACUUCAGUCGCUGUGGCUCUGCGGCUGAUCUCACUUUCACCAGUGCAUACGGCGGGCAGGAUGUUUAUUCCGUGUUCACUCGGCCGUGGGUGCAGGUCGCCUCGGCGGAGGCAGGACACACCAGCGCGUGCUCGUACCUGACUUGGAUGGGCGCAGACGAUGGCGCGAAUGUCGAGAGAUGCAAGCAACACGCAAUCGUUUCCGGGGCCGACACGUUUGCUUUCGACGGCUCGGAUUGUUAUUUCAGCAAGUGCGGGGCUGCCGCCGACAUGAAGUGGACCGACGCAUACGGGGGACAGGAGGUAUACAGCGUUCUUGUUGGAGACUGGGCGCAUGUCGUUUCGGCAGAGGAAGGACACAGCAGUGCGUGCACAUACUUGGCCUGGUUGGGCGCAGACGACGGCGCGAGCGUCGAGAAGUGCAAGCAGCACGCAGUCGUUUUCGGAGCAGACACUUUUGCUUUCGACGGCGCGGAUUGUUACUUCAGCAGGUGCGGGGCUUUCGCUGACAUGAAGUGGACCAACGCCUACGGCGGACAGGACGUCUACACCUUCCUGUUUCCUCGCGGCGACAGCGUGUGGCCCCCGUGCGACCCGUCGUCGCAGUGCUUCGACAUGACGCUCCUCCUGACGGCUUCGAUGAACGGUCGCCUCGCGGCGGUCGACGACACCGGGAACGCGUGCGACCCCGACGACGACGCGUCCUGCUACGGCGGCACUGCGCGGCGCAUCACGUACGUCGAGCAGCAGAGAGAGAGGCUGAACGCGACGCAGGGCGUCUACGUCUUCGACCUCGGCGGUUCGUGGUUCGGCGGCCCGUUCCUGUACCACCCGGACUACCCGUUCGCCGCGCCGAACCUGGAGCUGCAGGACAUGGUGCCGUACGACGGCUGCCUCUUCAGCAUGUACGACAUGCAGCUCGGCGCGACGAGCGACUCGGCGGAGAGCCUGCGGAGCCUCGCGGAGGGGCUCGCGCGGCGGCGGUGCCCGCUGCUCCUCGCGAACGCCGAGUUCGGCGGCGCGCUCGAGCCCCUGAACGCGAAGAAGGUGCCGUGGCUGGUGCGGACCACCCCGACGGGCCAGAAGGUCGGCUUCGUCGGCUUCUACCCGCACAGCCCCAACUACUGGUUCAGCCUCGACCAGGCCCUGCUCAAGCUCGACCCGGAGGGCGCGCAGGCGCGGCUCCUGGCGGGCGACGUGCCGCAGGAGGACUACUGGCUCGGCGACGAGCGGUACCGCAGCCGGGACCUGUACCGCGUGAAUGCGACGCUCCUCGCGGCGGCGUUCGGCGCUGCCGGCGGCGACUUCGAGCAGCUCGAGGACCACGAGGCGUCCCUCUACAUCGCCUACUCGACAGUGCCGACCGACGUGCUGCUGGCGGCCGAGGCGCUCCGGCGGGCCCACCCGGAUGUCGCAUGCCUCGUGCUCCUCGGGGGCGUGGGCAUCCGCGCCGAGACGCUCGCGUGGCUGCUGGACUACGGGCCCUUCGACGCCGUCGUCGCCGCGUCGCGCAGGGACAACGUCGGCCUCACCGAGCACUUCUCGGGCCCCCUGCAGCGGAACGCGUCUUCGUGCGCAGCAACACCUGGUCUGGCCUCUCGGAGCUGAGGCUGCGGCUCACGGACGCGGGCGUGUCCCAGCACGCGUACCGCAACGACAAGGCGCUCGGCGCCGACGUGCCGAACGCGCCCGUGGCGCAGCAGCGGCAGUCGGAGCUCUACAAUGUGACCAGGAGAGCCGGAACCAGCAGCCGUACGCGGCGCUGGAGCGGCCGCUCCGGGCCGUGGUGUGGGACGAGCGUGCCGAGUCGCCGGUGGACAACCUGUGCCGCUUCGCGGAGAGUGCAGCCUGGGCGAGGCCGUGGGGCAGGCCAUGCUGCACGCCGCGGAGGUGCGGCAGGUCCACGCCGACGCGGCGUUCAUGAACUACGGCGGCUUGUGGCUGGACCGACCUGCCCGCGGGCGACGUCUUCCUCUCCUCCUGCAUCAGCGUCCUGCAGUUCCAGAACGACCUGAUCGUGAUCGACGUGCUGGGCGACGCGCUGCUCGGUGUGAUACAGAAGUUUGUGCUCGAGGGCAUCGGGAACCCGUUGGCGAGGCUGCGCUACAGCCACUUUGGGGACGGCCAGCUCCACGACGUCGAGAUCCUCGGCGACGACGGCUGGCGCCAGGUCGAGAAGGGCACGACCUACGCCGUCGUGACCACCGGCUUCGUCGCGUCCUUCCUCCCGGCCGAGUUCCACGCCGAGCGCGCCAGGCUCGGCUCCGAGGCCCAGGCGCUCUGCGACUACCUCCGCGAGGCGCCGCCAGCCCUUGCCCCCCACGACGCGUACGUCGACCGGGGCUUGGCGACGUACGCGACGCCCGCGGAGGGCUUCGCGCAGACGUGCUGCCCGCGCGUCGACGCCACCGAGAGCGCCAUCGCCAAGGC
Prorocentrum cordatum is the source of this 3040-nucleotide messenger RNA. The record is from the annotation of a GenBank genome assembly. Lineage: Eukaryota; Dinophyceae; Prorocentrales; Prorocentraceae.